ACCACCAAGGUUCUCUCGGCCUUCCCGGCCCGAAACGGCGGAAGGGUGCCCGCGAAGAGCGACAUGUUGGGCAUUCUUGAGGAUGCUUGUUUGCGGAGCUUUUCCGAGGAACAGAACAUUUCAUCCUUUGCAGGGGCAGGCCUUUGGCCGGUGGACGGGGAGCGGGCGAUGGGUCGACCUCAAGGUGUAGGGAAGAGGAAGGAACGAUCAGGUGCCCGCCCGCCCGUCGAGGACAUCACAGUGGCGAUUUCCGACAAGGAUCUUGCCGACAACCUCGGCCCACGAACGGUUCGCGAGCUGCAGCAAAAGGGCCAGUGCGUCAAGUGCAUCCUUAUCAACACGGUCAUGCUCGAAGCCUUCGUCAAGGCGAAAAAGAAGCAGAAGAAGCUCGCCAUCACCCGCAAGUCGCAAGGUCUCCCGGAAGGAGGGUUUAUCACGUGCGAUGACGUCAUGCAACAAUACCUCGAGGACGAACGCCAGAAGGUGGAGGUCGAGGAAGCUCUGAAAGAAAAAAGCAUGGCACGGGAGAUCAAGAGGGCAGCGAAGGAGGAAGAGAGAGGGCGCCGGGCUGUUGUUGGUCGUGGGCGUGUAGUUGGCCGACGGCGGGCGGUAGAGGGGCGGUGGGUGGGCGGGGGCAAGGGCGGGGGCGAAGAGAAGGAAGGGGCGGGCGUGGGAGGGGCGGCGGGCGGGGUGGCGUUCGUGAUCAAGUGGGGGAGGGGGUUGUGGCGAAUGCCACUGGGCGGGGUGCUGGUCGUGGUCGAGUGGUCGGAGGGGUAGUGGGGAAUGCCGGCGUAUCCAGGUCAGGGCGAACGCUGACGCCGGCACGCGUAGUCGACGUGUAGGUUUUUCUGUACCGAUCCGAACUCAACCUAGUUUGAUUCCAAAUCGGUUGAAACCGCCCUUGGAAUUGGCAAGGAGUCGGCAAUCAAGUGGUUGGAGUUUUUUUUGGAGCGUCGAGCAGUUCUGCGAUUGUACGAGGCCACGCUGUACCGUUCUAGCGGUUUGAAUCAGUUUCUGACUGGAAAACACGGGGAUGUGACCACUCUGUCCCCGGUUGGGGACUCCUCCCCCCCGUUUGUAUUCACUUGCUCCUUGUUUUAGUGUCGAGGUCUGUGUCAAACGGCGAAUCAUGGGGUGAAAGCGAAGUAGAGAAAAACAGGAGAUGCAGCGUCGUGCAUAUCGGGACUGGGGGUUGCCGUAGACGGACGCGAACACCGGUAAAUGCAUCCGCUUCUUA
Molecule: messenger RNA, 1237 nt
Organism: Ectocarpus sp. CCAP 1310/34
Lineage: Eukaryota; Phaeophyceae; Ectocarpales; Ectocarpaceae
Source: the annotation of a GenBank genome assembly